This is a messenger RNA of Rotaria sp. Silwood2, 909 nucleotides long. Lineage: Eukaryota; Metazoa; Rotifera; Eurotatoria; Philodinida; Philodinidae. The record is from the annotation of a GenBank genome assembly.
AUGAUAUGGAGUAUUGAUCAAGGAAUAAACGUUGUUAGUGAUAAUAGAAAAUCGUUAUCAAGAAAUGGACAAAUAAACUAUGUUACAAUGAAUAUAAUUUACCAUCAAAUAGAUUCAAAGACAUUUGCAUUUCAAAUUGAUGGAAAUGCUGAUGCAAGAUAUGAUUAUCAAAUAUUUUCACUUGCAAAAUAUACAAAAUCUGGUAUGACACAGACAACACGGGAAAAACGUCAACCAAAUCAAUGUAAUCCACCAGGAAAUCAUGCUAUAUAUGUUGUUGGAACAUUAGUUAUAAAUACAAUAUUACAAGAAAUCUAUCAACGUUUAAUACAAAAUCCAAAUCAAAUUCGAAGAAUAAGACCCAAUGACCCUAAUAAUCCAAUUCAGGAAAGCAUUGUUCGACAAUUACCACGUGGUUUGUUUGCACAUACUGAACGAGUUGAAUUUGUUAUAGCACGAAUAACUCCUCGACAUUAUAAUCCUAAUAAUCGAGUUGAUUUUCCGUCAUCAGGUAGUACAAGUACACAAUAUAUGAGAACAAAUUUAAAUGCACUAGCAGGAGAUGAACGUGGACAUAUUGUUGCAAGUGUGUUUGGUGGUCCACCAGUAGCAUAUAAUAUGUUUCCACAACAUCGUAGUUUAAAUCGUAAUUAUCGAGCAUCACAUAUAUUGGUUGAUUGGUUUGAAGCUGAAGCAAGAAUUCGUCAACACUUAGGAAAUAAUAGAGGUGAUGUACAAUGGGAAGUUGCAUUAUCAUAUGAUGAUUUAAACACUGGAAGACCAACAUCCGUCUCAUUUUCAGCAACAUUUUAUGAUAGGAAUGGUGCUGUUGUUGAUAGAUUAGAAGGAACAUUAAGGAAUUGUGAAGGUUCAAUGACACUUCCUAAUGGUCGUAGUUGUGGUUUCUAA